AUGAAUUCAUUAAAACGUAAAGUCAAACAUCCAUAUUUUAGAGCAUUCUUGGCGGGUGAAGGAAAAAAAUUUGAAAAGCCAUUGUUAGGUCAAACGAAUUAUCUUCAACCUAAUUGCCCAUUCCCAAUGAACCCACAAUAUAAGCCUCAACCUCCUUUAUCUGAUUUUGCAAAGGAAGAAAUUUGGAAAAGGUUUAUAGAAACAGGACAAUCCGUAAGAGAACUCGGAACAUUUUAUGGAGUUUCAAUCAAACGUGUUGAAGCUAUACUUAGAUUAAAAAAAUUGGAGAAAGACAUGAUUCAGCAGGGUGUACCAAUUCAAAAAAAUUUUUCAAUAAAUAUGGAAAAAAUGAUGGGUGCACGAUCACAUCGUCAAGAACCAUUAACAGAAAUGUUACCAAAGGUUGGAAAGCCUAAAUUUCAUCUUGUAGAUGAAGGCAAGAAGUUUACACCAGAGCCCCUAGCAUCAUUGCAAGAACAAGAGUUACGAAAAGAAGUAAUUAAACCAUUUACAUUAGAAGAAAAAACGCAGCAACAGUUGCAGACCACUACUGUCAUUAGGAAAGAUUCCGAAAUUACAAAUAGAAGAUUUAAAUUUAGAUUUAAGAACACUGGCGAGGAUAACGAUAUUACUAUACGCGAUCAAGAUGGUACUUUGUUAAAAGUAAAUAAAUUGUCAAGUUAA
Messenger RNA from Cetraspora pellucida, 684 nucleotides. The record is from the annotation of a GenBank genome assembly. NCBI's taxonomy places the organism in Eukaryota, Fungi, Glomeromycota, Glomeromycetes, Diversisporales, Gigasporaceae.